CAACUCUCUUCACUUCGCUAUCACUAGCCUGCCUAUCAUACUUAUACCGACAACCUUGGGAUCAUACCAGCAUCUGUGGACACUGGAUUUGGAUCUAUCGACUGCCAUUGGACCUGGAAGGAGGGCUGAGCAUCACUGGCAACACGCGUCAAGAUCUCUCUCAUGUACCUCGCAAUGUCCAUCUGCAUGGCGCUGUGAAUGGGUCUGGCUGUCGUGCCAGGCUCAUGUGAACUGCUCGACUAACCCCCUUUGGAUGAUGCUUCUCUUUCCCUUCAACCUCUGUCUCUGCUGACCAGCCAGCUCUUAGGGCUUAUUCCCCCCUGUACCGUCCUAUCCCUCGGUCCGCCACAAAGUGAUGGACCAAUCUGCAGCGGCACCCCAAGUUGCUGGAUCAUCAAGCUCCUCACAUAUUGGCCUCGAGCAGAACGCCCAAACCUACUUUGAACGUCUUUGGAACAAGCGGUUCAGUGGCCCAGUCCCACUCGAUAGCUCUGCGUCAUUAAGUAGUCGCUGGCCUCAAAGGGAAUCGUCAGGAACUUCCACAGCCAUGUCAUCGCAUAGGCGGCACUUGUCAACUUCAUCUGAAGGCCAUCACGAGUACGCUGGUCCAGCUCAAGGCCCUACCUAUCCUGUAACGUCUGGGCCAUCAUCUACCCAGGCACAUCAAAACACAGUCCCAACCGCUUCUGGCUCUCAAUGGAGAUGUGAGUCCGCAUCCAGCAGCGUGUUCCUGCGCUCCCUGAUCUUCUCUGCAGCGGACUGGACAGAUAAAAGGAAUGGACCUCAAGCGAGACCAGGGUCAACGGAAUGUGUACCGAAGCCUUCCUCCGCAGUCACCUCCCUUCGUUUUAGCCAAUUGUUGGACGCAAAACUGGCUGCCGAGGGACCACAAUCUGGCACCAACGGGACUGGAUCGAUGUUUUAUCCGCCUAUGAAUCCGACCUCGCAGCACUCGGGCACCUGGUCCUCGGCCCGGACUCCAGAUGCCUCUCACUCGGGGCUUAGAAAUCUUCAACAGUCUGCUUGGCCAUUGAAUGCGCCUACAGAUCCAUCUCAAGGCAUCAAUCAGAAACCUACCGCGAGCAGCCACCACAUGGCUCCGACCCAGCAUCUGGCUCGUGACGCGAUGCAAUCACUGGCCUACCAUGCUCAAUCACCCGUUCAUAUCGCCGAGACCACACCUCAUCCUCCCCAAUCCAUCGGAACCCCCCCUACAUGGCCACAAAUGUUUGAACACUCGCCAUACAUGCAGAUGGUCAAUGCGAGCGAGAACAAAGGUCGACCGAUCGGACCCCUUUCCCAGCAGGCUUCUGCUGAGAUGCCCCCCUAUAUGCAAUGGGGAACAGGUGCGGAUCCAAAUUGGUCUAUGGCUGCGAACGGCGUUCCAAGGCCGUGGCAGAAUGAUCAAUCCGGAGAUUUGUCGCAGAACCCGACACCCGCUCCUGUUCCAAUGGCUUCACUGGCUCCGACGCCUACCCUGACCCACAAGACUUCGAGCUCAAUCGACUCGUUAGACCGGGCUCCCAUGACUCCUCCCGUUCUCUUCCCCUUGCAGGGCAACGAACACAUGUAUCCGUCGGCAGAUCCAGCACCUAUGGGUUAUCCCAUGCAUACUGCAUCUGAUGUACCAAGCAAUGGGGACAUCGGCGCUGGAUAUAUCGGCGUCGGACAAAAUCGGAAUGGGUCCGGUUCUGGCUCUGGUGCCAAUGGGGAUGGAGACAUGCCAUCUGGAUUUGGGAAUGAUCAAGGAGAUGACCAUGGGGAUAAUGGAGAGAAUAAUGGUGGGGGUGGCGGCUCUGGAGGUGACGGUCAGGAUGGUGAAAAUGGCGGUCCCCCGACGAGCAGGAAGCGGGUCAAGCUGCCUCUGGCUUGCCACUUUUGUCGUCGGAGGAAAUUAAAGUGCGAUGGUAAACGGCCUGAAUGCGAUAACUGCUUGAAACGUGGCGAGGAGUGCAUUUAUGACGAUCAUGUCAGGCGCCGAGGACCUGGGAAGCGGACCAAGGAGAUGCGAGACAAGGCAGCACGGGAGGCUGUUGAAGCUGGCAUGACCAACCCAAAUUCGGCGGGAGGAAAUGGCAUCGCAGGACCGUCUGAUUUAGACGCUGGAGAUUUUAGUGGUGUUCUGGAAGAAGGCCAUUCGCUCGCUGUGGAUGGGAUCGAUGGACUCGGUCAUCAUCAUGAGUAUGAUGGAGGCGAUGGAGCAGUGAUGGAAGCCAUGGACGCCGUCAUGGGAGCGGGGAUCAACCUCGACAUGGGAUCCGAUGAGGGAGCACUCCAUCACAUGGCUCGAGUGGGAAUUGAAGGCAUCGAGGGCAUGGCGGAUCACUCCAAUUCGUCCGAUUUCUUGGGAUCUGGGUUGACAGGGAUAGGAGUGGGUGGAGGGAAUGGCCAGUCAGCCGGAGCUGGCGCUACUGUCGGAGGAGAGCCUAGUACGCUAGCGGAGCUCAGUAUAGAUCCUUCGCUCAGAGGCAUAGGCGUGGAAGGGAAGGGGAAAAAGAGGAAAUUGGAAAACGAGACGACUGGCUUCGAAGAGGUCACUGCGAAGUUGGAUAGGUCAUGAUGGUGCAAUGGUUUAGAAGAAAAUCACUUCGUUUUCGCUCGCCUUUAUACUUGUCUUGAGAUGUUAUUGUCGGAUAAGCUCGUCCAACAAUGCCCGGAUGGUGGCUUUCGCUGCUCACCAUGGUCGCGCACAUGGGUCAUCAAGGCUGUCUGUCCGUCUGUCAUCAUCUCGGAUCCUAAAACGGU
Molecule: messenger RNA, 2745 nt
Organism: Kockovaella imperatae
Lineage: Eukaryota; Fungi; Basidiomycota; Tremellomycetes; Tremellales; Cuniculitremaceae
Exons: 3
Coding region: 356-2560 (734 amino acids)
Biological process (GO): regulation of transcription by RNA polymerase II
Cellular component (GO): nucleus
Molecular function (GO): RNA polymerase II cis-regulatory region sequence-specific DNA binding; DNA-binding transcription activator activity, RNA polymerase II-specific; zinc ion binding
Source: RefSeq, a predicted model, not a curated record